GUAAGAGAAAGCAGCAUCUAGUUGUUAAGCGCCUGUUCCGGGAACAGCACCGUCAAUAGUGCCAUCCUGGUUCAAUGCAAAAUUGUUCUCAUCAAGAAUUUUCAUUUUGUGACUCGGAAACAGAUUUUAAAGUCAGUUAUUGCAAUACCAUCUGGAACUUUGUCUCUCAGGCGUUCUCAAAUAGGUUGGCCGAUUCGGCCGUUAACUUGAACGAUACCCCAGAUAUGGCUGAAAGUAGAGGAUCAACUAGCAACAAUUCCGCUCGUCUCCCGAAUCAAGUCAGUUUCCUUGUGGGGUCAGGUAGUACUGAAGAGAGCGGAAAUCCCGUCCCGGUGUCUGCUUCUACCAAAGAAGAGGAGGAAAGCGGGAGCAACGGUGGUGGGGAUUUGUGUGAGGAUGUCAUCUCGCUCGGCAGUCAAGACACCAUAUCCGAUGAUUCGUCAACUAACGGACAGGACAGCAAAAACAUUAAGCAGCAGAAAUCGUUAAUGAGAGCUACUAUGUCGCAGAGUCAUUUGCGUGUGAAGCAGCGCGGGAUGGAGCCCAACAAAGACCUCAAUGUGGCUACACCAGAAGAAUUUGUUAGAUUGUUUGGCGGCAAUCGCGUAAUCAAUCGAGUUUUAAUUGCUAACAAUGGAAUCGCAGCUGUCAAAUGUAUGCGCUCAAUUCGUCGAUGGGCCUACGAAAUGUUUCGCAACGAACGUGCUAUCCGAUUUGUGGUCAUGGUUACACCUGAAGACUUGAAAGCCAAUGCCGAGUAUAUUAAAAUGGCUGACCAUUACGUGCCCGUUCCUGGUGGUACAAACAACAAUAACUAUGCAAAUGUCGAACUUAUUUUGGACAUUGCCAAGCGUAUGCAGGUACAAGCAGUAUGGGCUGGAUGGGGUCACGCAUCAGAAAAUCCCAAGUUGCCAGAAUUAUUGAUUAAGAAUAGCAUCGUUUUCAUCGGUCCACCAGAGAAGGCCAUGUGGGCACUGGGUGACAAAAUUGCUUCAAGUAUUGUUGCUCAGACCGCCGACAUCCCGACACUUUCGUGGUCUGGAUCUGGUCUGAAGGCUGAAUUUCGUGAUAAGCGGAUAAAAAUUUCUACAGAGUUGUACCGGAAGGGAUGUGUCGAAUCAGCUGAGGAAGGUCUAGAGGCUGCCCAGAGGAUCGGAUUUCCUGUCAUGAUCAAAGCCAGUGAGGGUGGCGGUGGUAAAGGCAUCCGGAAAUCUGAAUCUGCGGAUGAUUUUGCUAACCUCUUCCGCCAGGUGCAAGCAGAAGUGCCCGGAUCACCUAUUUUCAUCAUGAAGACGGCUGGUUGUGCUCAUCACUUGGAAGUUCAGAUCUUGGCCGAUCAGUACGGAAACGCUAUUUCACUUUUCGGUCGCGAUUGUUCCAUUCAAAGACGUCAUCAAAAGAUUAUUGAAGAGGCACCUUGUGCUAUUGCUCCGCCCCACAUUUUUGAACAAAUAGAAAAGGCUGCUGUCCGCCUGGCCAAAAUGGUCGGCUACGUCAGCGCGGGAACCGUCGAAUAUCUUUACGAAGCGGACGGAAGCUUCUACUUUUUGGAACUGAAUCCUCGAUUGCAGGUGGAACAUCCGUGCACUGAGAUGGUGUCAGAUGUAAAUCUACCAGCGGCCCAGCUGCAAAUUGCCAUGGGCAUUCCGUUGUAUCGAAUUAAAUCGAUUCGGACUUUAUACCGCCUUAAUCCUUGGGAUAACAUACCAAUUGAUUUUGAAAAUCCUCCUAAUCCCCCAACUCCAUGGGGCCACGUUAUCGCUGCCCGUAUCACGAGCGAGAAUCCCGAGGAAGGAUUCAAACCUAGCUCGGGUACAGUGCAAGAGCUGAACUUUCGCUCCUCCAAGAACGUCUGGGGUUACUUUAGCGUGGCAGCUUCUGGUGGAUUGCACGAAUUUGCCGACUCCCAGUUCGGGCAUUGUUUUUCGUGGGGAGAGGAUCGUGAAGAGGCUCGUGAAAACAUGGUCAUUGCUCUUAAAGAGCUCUCUAUUCGGGGUGACUUCCGCACGACGGUCGAGUACUUGAUUACGCUUUUGGAGACGGAAGACUUUCAGCGGAACAAUAUCAGCACGACAUGGUUAGACGCCAUGAUCGCUCAGCGCUUCAAGUCGGAGAAACCCGAUCCGCUUUUGGCCGUUAUUUGUGGUUCGCUGCAUGUGGCUGAUCAGACCAUCCUCAAUUCGUUCCAGCACUUUCAGACUUCGUUAGAAAGAGGCCAAGUUCUUCCAGCUUAUACGCUCACCAACUGCGUCGAAGUGGAACUGAUUUACGAAGGUGUCAAGUACAAAAUGCAGACCACCAAAUCAGGACCCAACAGCUAUUUCCUCGCGCUGAACGGAUCUUAUAAGGAAUUGGAGAUGCAUCGACUUGCCGACGGCUCCCUUUUGCUCUCUGUCGAUGGUGCCAGUUACAACACGUAUAUGAAGGAAGAGGUAGAUCGCUACCGUGUUGUUAUCGGCAACCAAACGUGCAUUUUCGAAAAAGAGAACGAUCCCACAAUUCUUCGCACACCUUCUGCUGGAAAACUGCUCGGAUUUUUGGUCGAAGAAGGGGGUCACGUUCAGGCUGGCCAAGCAUAUGCUGAAAUUGAAGUGAUGAAGAUGGUCAUGACAGUUACAGUGACCGAAUCAGGCUGCCUGUACUACAACAAACGCCCGGGUGCCAUUUUAGACCCGGGAGCUAUUAUUGCCCAUUUGGAUUUGGACGAUGCUUCGCGAAUUCAGCGUGUUCAAAUGUUUACUGGCCGGUUCCGAGAAAGUGAACCCGGUUCCACUCUACCCGUUUGGGGAGACAAACUCAAUCAAAUCUACCAAAGUUGCCGUUCGGUGAUGGACAAUAUCUUUGCUGGUUACUGCCUACCCGAUCCUUUCUUCCAGCCAAAGAUCAAGGAAACGAUCGAGAAGAUGAUGACGGUUCUCAAAGAUCCAAGUUUACCACUCCUUGAGCUGCAGGACGUUAUCUCGUCCAUCUCGGGUCGUAUUCCCUCUUCAGUCGAGAAGAAAAUUCGCAAAUUAAUGGCCCUUUAUGCCAGCAACAUUACUUCCGUCCUCGCCCAGUUUCCCAGUCAGCAAGUGGCUAGCGUCAUCGACACGCACGCUGCUACACUGCAGAAACGGGCUGAUCGUGAUGUCUUCUUUUUAACUACCCAAGGGAUUGUGCAACUUGUUCAACGCUACCGCAACGGCAUUCGAGGUCGGAUGAAGGCCGUAGUUCACGAGUUGUUGAAACAGUACUUGGUGGUGGAAGGCCAGUUCCAACACGGCCACUACGACAAGUGCGUGUCGAUGUUGCGUGAAAAGAACAAGGAUAACAUGGCCGCAGUUGUUGCCACCAUCUUUUCUCACUCGCAAACAACCAAGAAGAACUUGCUCGUCACUCAACUCAUCGAUCAUUUGUGGAGCCACGAGCCGGGUCUCACCGACGAACUGGCCACCAUUCUUAAAGAGCUAACUAUGCUUAAUCGAUCGGAAAAUGCCAAAGUUGCACUUAGAGCGAGACAGGUGUUGAUCGCCGCCCACCAGCCGGCUUACGAGCUUCGCCAUAAUCAAAUGGAAUCGAUUUUCUUGUCGGCCAUCGAUAUCUACGGCCACGAUUUCCACCCAGAGAAUCUCCAAAAGCUUAUCAUGUCUGAAACGUCCAUUUUCGACGUGUUGCACGAUUUCUUUUCCCAUCCCAACCGAGCUGUCAGAAUGGCCGCCUUGGAGGUCUAUGUUCGUCGUUCGUAUACAUCGUAUGAACUGACGUGUCUUCAACAUAAGGAUCUCUCGGAGAAUCUCUGCGUCGUUCAUUUUGAAUUUUUACUACCUUCAUCUCAUCCAAACCGUAUCCCACACAACAAGGCGGCUAAUACGAUGAACAUGGCCAUGUCUCACAUCCCCAGCUUCGACGAAGUAUCCAACCUGAUUGAUCUACCGACGGACUUGGAGAAUUGCAAUCGAACAGGUUGCAUGGCAGCUUUUUCGCGGAUCGAAGAUUUUGAGAAUCAUUUUGAGGAAAUGAUGGAGGAAUUCGAAGACUCGCGACCCUCGACUCCCGAGAGCAUAGAUAAUGGCUCUGAUUCGGAUGCCGAAAAUUGUGGAAUCAAUAUGCUUUCACAGUCAGUGACGAUCUCCCAUUCGUAUUCGAAUCCGUCUUAUAUGGGCAAUCUCAACAAACAACUAGUUAAGGAGGCUAUUCACAUCAUCAAUGUGGCCAUCCGCUACACGGAAGAAGUGGACGAUACUCUUCUUAGCGAAAAGUUUACCGCCAUUUGCGUACAAAAGCGACCGCUACUGAUCGAACGCGGCAUCCGCCGCAUUACGUUUGUCGUCCUUUUCCGCCGACAACAUCCCAAAUUCUUUACCUUCCGCGCAAGGGACAGCUUCAACGAGGACCGUAUUUACAGACAUCUCGAGCCUGCUCUUGCCUUCCAGCUGGAAAUCAACCGAUUGCGUACUUAUGAGCUGGAAGCGCUGGGAACAUCCAAUCAAAAGAUGCAUCUCUAUUUGGGCAAAGCCAAAGUGGCUAAAGGUCAGGAAGUUACCGACUACCGGUUCUUCAUUAGAUCCAUCAUUCGCCAUUCCGAUCUGAUCACCAAAGAGGCGUCCUUCGAGUACUUGCAAAAUGAGGGUGAACGAUUGUUGCUGGAAGCCAUGGACGAGUUGGAAGUGGCUUUCUCUCACCCUUACAGCCGCCGUACGGACUGUAACCAUAUCUUCCUCAACUUUGUUCCGACGGUAAUCAUGGACCCAUCAAAGAUUGAGGAAAGUGUUAGAGCCAUGGUGAUGCGUUAUGGUCCUCGCUUGUGGAAACUCCGCGUCCUACAGGCUGAGUUAAAGAUGAUCAUCCGGCAGACGCAUAAUGGCAAAACUGUGCCUAUCCGAUUGUGCCUCAACAAUGAAAGUGGAUAUUACCUUGACAUAUGCAUGUACAGGGAAACUACUGAUCCACGAACAGGAGUUGUCAAAUUUGAAGCUUAUGGGCCUCGUCACGGUCCUCUCCACGGCCUUCCUAUCUCAACCCCUUACAUGACCAAAGAUUAUUUGCAGCUUAAACGAUUCCAGGCACAAUCCAACGGCACGACAUAUGUAUAUGAUUAUCCGGAUAUGUUUCGGCAAACAUGUAAACGUAUGUGGAACGAACAUAUCGCGCGCUACCCGAAAGAGAACAUUCUCCUUCCCGAAUUAUUAGUUUCCUCUGUCGAGUUGGUACUGGAUGUCGAAGGAAAUUUAGUCGAACAAAAAAGACUUCCGGGUGAGAACAAUAUCGGUAUGGUAGCGUGGAGAGUCAAACUCAACACACCAGAGUACCCAACUGGUCGUGAAAUCAUUGUCAUUUGCAAUGAUAUUACUUUCAUGAUCGGUUCGUUUGGUCCACAAGAAGAUAAGCUUUUUUUGGCCGCGUCGCAGUUGGCCCGGGCACUCAAAAUACCCCGUAUCUAUAUCGCUGCUAAUAGCGGAGCGAGGAUUGGCCUGGCAGAAGAGAUAAAGCACCUCUUCCGUGUGGCUUGGGUCGACAACAGUGAUCCGGAAAAGGGUUUUAAGUACAUUUAUCUAACUCCUGAUGAUUUCAAGAAAGUAGCAGCUGUGAAUUCAGUUCGUGCUGAAUUAAUUGACGAGCAUGGUGAAGCACGGUACAGAAUUACAGACAUUAUUGGCAAGGAAGACGGUCUAGGCGUUGAGAAUCUCCGUCAUUCUGGAAUGAUUGCUGGUGAAUCUUCCCAGGCCUACAACGAUAUUGUGACGAUUUCCUUGGUUUCUUGCCGAGCCAUCGGCAUUGGAGCUUAUUUGGUCCGACUUGGACAACGUGUUAUUCAAAUCGAAAACUCGCACAUCAUUCUGACGGGCUACAGUGCCCUCAACAGAUUGCUGGGACGAAAAGUUUACACAUCGAACUCGCAGCUAGGAGGCAUCCAGAUUAUGUACAACAAUGGUGUGUCUCAUCGUACGGAUGCCCACGAUCUUGAAGGCAUUCAGAGCAUUUUGCGUUGGUUGUCCUACAUGCCAAAAACCAAGGGUUCUCCAUUGCCCAUCACUCCGAUAUAUGAUUCGAUCGAUCGCGAAAUCAAGUAUAUGCCUACCAAAGCCCCAUACGAUCCUCGUUGGCUGCUAUCCGGCCGGCAAAAUCCGCUUCAUCCGGAUGAAUGGGAAUCUGGGUUCUUUGAUCGAGGAUCAUUUGAUGAGAUUAUGGCUGCUUGGGCGCAAACUGUCGUAUGUGGCAGGGCAAGAUUAGGUGGUAUCCCUGUAGGAGUAAUUGCCGUCGAGACGCGCACAGUGGAACUCAACCUACCUGCUGAUCCCGCCAAUCUCGAUUCUGAAGCCAAAGUAGUCUCACAAGCUGGACAGGUUUGGUUCCCGGAUUCCGCUUACAAGACAGCGCAAGCGAUUCUAGAUUUCAGUCGAGAAGAUCUGCCAUUGAUAAUCUUUGCCAACUGGCGCGGUUUUUCUGGAGGAAUGAAGGACAUGUAUGAACAGGUGGUAAAGUUUGGCGCUUACAUCGUUGAUGGAUUGCGUGAAUAUAAACAACCCAUCAUGGUCUAUAUUCCGCCAUUUGCUGAGCUGCGUGGCGGCGCCUGGGUCGUUAUCGAUCCGACAAUUAAUGAGUCAUACAUGGAGAUGUAUGCGGAUCCAGAGUCUCGCGGAGGCGUCCUGGAACCAGAGGGUGUGGUUGAGGUCAAGUUCAAGCUGAAGGACUUGUUAAAGACCAUGGCGCGCAUUGAUCCGGUCAUUCAAGGACUGAGAGAGAAGCUGUCGAAACCCGAAUUAAACCCAACCGAAAAGCGAAGUCUAGAACAGCAACUAAACCAACGGGAAGAGUUACUAGCUCCAAUGUAUCGACAGGUAUCGACGUAUUUCGCCGACUUGCACGACACACCAGAACGUAUGCAUGAGAAAGGCGUUAUUCAGGACAUCGUCCCGUGGAAAAAAUCGCGUACGUUCUUCUACUGGCGUUUGCGACGACGGCUCCUGGAAAAAGAAACCGUGUGUCGAAUUAUUGAAGUUCAGCGGCAGCUUACUCAUCCGCAAGCCGAGGCCAUGCUUCGUCGUUGGUUUGUGGAAGACAAAGGAGCAGCCGAUGGCUAUCUAUGGGAAGACAGUCGAGUUGCUGUUGAAUGGCUAGAGAGCCAACUCAAGGGUGAUUGCCGGAAACCUGUAUUGUCGGAGAACAUCCGUUGCCUGAAGCGCGAAUCUGCCCUCGCUCAGGUGCGCAGUUUAAUACAAGACACUCCCGAAAUUGGACUGGACUCCAUUAUGCAUAUAGUCCAGAAUUUGAGCCCAGCUCAGCGAGCUGAAGUGGCUAAAGCCAUAGGCCGACUAGAAGGCAGCCCGGCACCAGUCCCUGCAACGGCAGGGCAUUUAGUGGCUCCUACUGGAAGCGCCAUUACCAGUUGUAGUGCUUCCAUAGAAAGCAGCCCUGGUGCUGCACCAUGAUCGUAAACAACUGCCGGGUAGAUCCGGUAGCAUUUUGUUUAGCUCAAACAUCAUAACCAGCCUAUAGCUGUUUGUUAUUUCUGGUUCUAUCAGGUGGAAUUCGGCAAAAAAAGCAUUCCUAUGGUCGUCGUUAUCAUAUGCCCGUCACGUAUUUCGUCGCAUCCAGCUCAGCUGGCGCAUCAUAGCCUCAAAUAUUGUAGUUUAUAGUCAAGUUUGAAUGUCUAAAAUUCAUGUUUUUGAUCCAUGCAUAAAUUUAUACCCCAUCCAUGC
This is a messenger RNA of Daphnia carinata, 7679 nucleotides long. RefSeq names its product acetyl-CoA carboxylase-like (gene ACC). NCBI's taxonomy places the organism in Eukaryota, Metazoa, Arthropoda, Branchiopoda, Diplostraca, Daphniidae. Gene Ontology annotation, molecular function: ATP binding; metal ion binding; acetyl-CoA carboxylase activity. Gene Ontology annotation, biological process: fatty acid biosynthetic process. The coding region runs from base 75 to 7409 and encodes 2444 amino acids. The record is from RefSeq and is a predicted model, not a curated record. The transcript is spliced from 27 exons.